AUGAGGACCCCGGAUUCGAGUACGAUCCAACGCCCUACCAAGACUUCUCUCAGACUCUCUGGACUCCCUACAACCGCUUCGAGCAAGCGCAGCUCCUCCAAGGCCAAGGGAGCCACACACACUUCGAUGAAGAAGAGGAAGAAGAGGAGCAGCAAGCUCGAUCGAGUGAGCCGAACCCAGUCGAGUGGAGUGCUCCUGACGGCCGUCUACCAUCUCCAGACCACGACCUUGCCUCCCGGUUCUUUGGGGGGCACUGAGGUGUUUUCUGGAGAUGUGGAGUGGAGUGAUCGAGUGGAGGAGAUCGAGUGCAAUGAUGGAGUAGCAGAGGUCGCGCUGGAGUCAACUGCGAAAGUGAUCGAGCUGAAAGAGAUCGCGCUGGAGCCCAACCUGAGAGAUAGAGUCAGAGUCAAGUGA
This is a messenger RNA of Microthlaspi erraticum, 414 nucleotides long. NCBI's taxonomy places the organism in Eukaryota, Viridiplantae, Streptophyta, Magnoliopsida, Brassicales, Brassicaceae. The record is from the annotation of a GenBank genome assembly.